GUGAGGAAAGACAGCCCACGGUUGAUGUGUCGUUCCUCCCUCUCCGCGAAAUUGAACGCGGGGAAUGAAGUGAAAAUCUUUUAAUAAUUACAGAAUAACAAAGCUGGAAAGGGACCUUGGAGGAGCCCCAACUGUGCUGGUUGAAAAAUGUAAAAAAACGCGGUGCGCUCUGAACUGAGAAGGCUGCGCAGUUGCUUUAAAUCAGGGCUACCCCGUCCCUCCAGGCCAACUUGAGGCAGUUUGCGCAGAAAAACUUAAAAUUGAGGCGCAACUGCUAAGCCUAAGAAGGGGGGGACCGCCUGGGGGGCAGCGAGAGGUGUGGCUAUCGGGAAGGAAAUAUCGAAAUCUAAAUCUGUCUUCGACUGAGGGGAAGCCACCGCCCACACGCCCCAAACGCUGCCGCCUUCCGCUCGGGGACGCCGCGCUGGCUCGUUCGCAGCCGCUUCUUCCGAGGAGGCGAAUCCGACGUUGCGGAACCGUCGGAGAAGUUGCGGGAGGCAGCCGGGGGCUUUGGGAAGCUCGCCGAGUCAAUUGGUUUAUGGCAUGCAGAGGAGACAUCCUUCGUAAAAGGUUCAGAUAUAAAAGUGUUAAAAAGAAAAUGUAAAUUUGAUAUGUCAAUCUUUGUCCGCAACUGAUCUGGAUAAAGACCAUCAGGAUCAAGGGAAACUAAUCAGAUAAUCAUGAUUUUUCCAAUUUGGAGUCUUUGUUUUAUCUCGAUUGCUGGAGCUAAAAGUCUUUCUGCUGAAAAGAUCAUUCCGUUUUGUGAUGUUGCUCAUUGCAAUUUUCAUAGGAAGAGUCUGCACACAAUUCCACUGGGUCUAUCAAAUGCUGUUUUGGGACUGGACCUGACCUCCAAUAGCAUUGUGCAUAUUGGAGAUGUUGAUCUAAAGUUUGCAGUCAAUCUUAGAACACUUUUGCUUCAAUCUAAUUCAAUUCAGACAAUUGACGACCAUGCAUUUGACUUCCUUGGAAAGCUGGAGCAUUUGGAUUUAUCAUGGAAUAACCUGACCUACUUGUCACCCUUUUGGUUCAAAAAUCUUUCUUCUUUACAGAAGUUAAACAUAAAGGGGAAUUCCUACUUGAAACUCGGCAAAUUUCCAUUAUUUUCUGGCUUACAAAAGCUAAGAUAUCUAUACUUAGGAAACAAUAAAUUCUCUACUUUACAGACAAAAGAUUUUGAAGGAAUUUCAGUUCUUGAAGAACUGGAAAUUGAAGGACAGAGUCUUCAACAAUAUUCACCAGGAGCUCUACAAUCUCUUGAGCGCAUAAAUCACAUUAUUUUGAAUGUAACUGUCAGCUCCACAUUGCGUCAGAUUUUAAAUGAUGUUAAAAAUUCUGUGGUGUUUCUUGAACUGAGAAAUAUACACCGUAACCUUUCACCCCUUAUCGGUUAUUUCAGAGAGAUUCCAAUGAUUGCUCAAAAGCUUGGAUUUAGAGAUAGUGAAUUUUUAGAAAAUGAAGUUUUUCCCUUAAUGGAAGCAUUAUCUGAUAUGAGCCAGCUACAAGAGUUAGAAAUUAUAGAUAGCACUUUACAAGGCACUGGCCAUUUCUAUACUAGUCGGCGUAUUUCCCGUAAUGGACUUAUAAUAACAAUUCGGAAUUUAAAAAUAGAUUCGUUUUACUUAUUUUCAGAUCUUUCAUCCGUGUGGUAUCUUGUAGAGAAUAUUACCAAACUGACCAUUGAAAAUACAAAAGUUUUUCUAGUGCCUUGCAAUUUUGCAAAAACAUUCCUUUCAUUACAGUAUCUUGAUUUCAAUUCAAAUUUGUUACAGGAUUUGUUUUUGGAGCAUUCAUUGUGUCCAGGCAGUUGGCCUAAACUGCAGACUCUCAAUGUUAGUCAGAAUUCUUUAACCCAUAUUGAUAGAACAGCAAGAAGUGUGGCUCAUUUAGUCAGUCUUACUAACCUAGAUAUCAGUCAGAAUAACUUGGAACAAAUGCCAGAAUCGUGCCUUUGGCCAAGAAGCUUGAAAUAUUUAAACAUCUCUGGCUGCAGAGUAGAGAAACUGACAGGUUGCAUCCCGGACUCUUUAGAAAUUCUGGAUGCAAGCAACAAUUUCCUCUAUGAUUUUAAAGUGAGCCUGCCUCAUCUUCAGGAACUUUACCUUAAAAAUAAUAGAUUAAAAGUUCUGCCAGAUGCUGCCUUCAUCCCUCAUGUAAGUUUUUUGACCAUUAGAGAAAACAAUGUGUUCAUGUUCUCUGAGCAGGAACUGGAGACGUUUAUAGAACUGAAGAUGCUGGAUGCCCGUUACAACAGCUUUCAAUGCAAGUGUGAAUUUGUUUCCUUUGUACAGUCUUAUCCAAGAAGAGAUAAUAUCUUUAGUGGUUGGCCUGAAAAUUACAUCUGUGAUUCUCCAGAUUAUGUAAAAGGGGAGCAAAUCGGAGUUGCCCGGCUACAACUGACUGACUGUCAUUUCACUUCUUUCGUGUCCAUCCUUUGUAUUCUGAUCAUCCUGAUCAUUUUGGUGGCAGCCUUUCUUUGCUACAAGUUUCAUGUCAUCUGGUAUAUGCGCAUGACCUUAGCCUGGCUUAAAGCAAAACGCAAGCCUCAAAGGACCCAUGACCAGGCAGUCUGCUAUGAUGCGUUCAUUUCCUACAGUGAACAAGAUUCUGAAUGGGUGGAAAAUGUGAUGGUCCAGAUGUUGGAGCAAGCAAACCCUCCCUUUAAACUCUGUCUUCAUAAAAGAGAUUUUAUGCCUGGCAAAUGGAUUGUAGACAAUAUUAUUGACUCCAUUGAGAAGAGCUCUAAAACCCUUUUUGUGCUUUCGGAGAAUUUUGUACGGAGUGAGUGGUGCAAGUAUGAAUUAGAUUUUUCUCACUUCCGUUUUUUUGAUGAGAAUAAUGACACAGCCAUUUUGGUCCUCCUGGAACCUAUUCCAACAAAAACAAUUCCGGAAAGGUUUUGCAAACUCCGAAAAUUAAUGAAUACCAAAACUUACCUUGAAUGGCCAAGUGAUAAAGAUCAACAACAGUUAUUUUGGUUUAAUUUGAAAAUGGCAAUAAAAGCCUAGCUGAGAAGUUGGUAUAAUAGGCCAUUUCCAUUAAUUUUAGCAGCACCUCUGGUGUGAAUAAUUUGUUAUGGUUCAGGAGAUUCAGUCAGGCCAAUCCAUUAGCAGGAGGCAAGUAGGCUUCCAGAAGUUUGAUUCCUUGAACCCCAGACAUUUCCUUCAUCGUGUAGUUUGACUGCUUUUCUCUCAGCAGAAAUAUCGGGAACAUGCAACACUAGCUCUGUCCAAAUUUUGCACAUGUAUCUCAACUCUUCAGAUAUUUAUGAGAAAGAAGAAAUCAGCAGGGGAAUGUGGAGCAGCUAAUGUGCUGGAAGAUACAGUUCUAGCAAAGUCUUGAGAACCAAUUGAGAAAGAUUGAAACAAUUGAUAGAUAACAUUUAUGGAUUGCAUUAAGCCAUUUUUUGCUACACUAUGCCAUAUUUAACAAGAUUUUAUCUGAAUUCAUGCAUCAUGCUAAGCUGUAAAUCUUGAUUUACAAAUCACAGGGGCCACAUAGUAAGCCAAACCCAAAGAAACUGCAUUAUGUUUAGUGUGAUGUGUCCACUGAGUUAAUUUAGGUGUGCCAAGCAAAUGAGGCCAGCAGGGGAACCAACACAGAUAGUUCUCAGUCAUGAUUAAUUAUAAAAAAUAGCAUCUGUUACAUUCAGUGUUGAACAAGAGCAUAUACUAUAUGAUCGUUUUUUGUUUAAAUAUUAAACAAUAAGUAUAACUAUACUGUAACUUAAAUCCUUUUAGAGCUUUUCUAUUUUUUUUUUUUUUUAGGAUUUGGUGAUUGCUAAAAGCAAACAACCACUUGCUAGCACAUAAUCAAUCAGUCAAUUGCUAGAUAGCAUUUUAUUGGUUUUUAUUAUCUUUCGAAAGCUCCCUGGAGCCAUUAGAGAGAGGCAGCAUAAAUAUCAGUUAAAUACAUAAAACAAAUAAGUUGUUUAGUUGAACGUAUCCUAAGGUGAUCCAUAAGCUAGGACUUCAUGUCGUCUUCACUGUUUGAGAAAAUGUUCAGCACAUUUGCAUUAAGCUUCAUUUAUUUUUUGAAGGGCAAAAAGGCACUUCCUGGAGGUAUUUUAGUUUACUGAUUGUAACAUAUGAAAAAUGUAUUUUCUGAUAAAAUUUUGUACUUACUGAUUUAAAUAAAUAUUUGGUACUUCUAUAUUCCAGCUAUUCCUUUGGAUCAUCAAGAGAUAGGAUCUAUAACACUGUUAAGCUAAAACACAGGGCUGUAUCUAGUUUCCAUUGGAGUCAGCCAUUCAGUGCUUUCUAUAGCCAACUUCUGCAGAAAUAAAAAUCUUU
Crotalus tigris (Tiger rattlesnake) is the source of this 4292-nucleotide messenger RNA. It is a transcript of the gene TLR2, whose product is annotated as toll like receptor 2. The coding region runs from base 681 to 3008 and encodes 775 amino acids. Gene Ontology annotation, biological process: toll-like receptor signaling pathway; inflammatory response; immune response. The transcript has 3 exons. Gene Ontology annotation, cellular component: membrane. NCBI's taxonomy places the organism in Eukaryota, Metazoa, Chordata, Lepidosauria, Squamata, Viperidae. The record is from RefSeq and is a predicted model, not a curated record. Gene Ontology annotation, molecular function: triacyl lipopeptide binding; protein binding; transmembrane signaling receptor activity.